Messenger RNA from Rotaria sordida, 366 nucleotides. The record is from the annotation of a GenBank genome assembly. NCBI's taxonomy places the organism in Eukaryota, Metazoa, Rotifera, Eurotatoria, Philodinida, Philodinidae.
AUGAAAAGGUGGUCAAGUCAAUUUAUAUUUGUCGCCUUAAUGAUGAUAUUCAUAUUCAAAAUUGCACAUGCAGAUGCAACUGUAUUAAAUGAUGAUAAAUCAUCAAUGGUUGAGAAUAGUGCAAGUGAUGAAAAUGAUGAAUCAUUACGAAACAAAAAGGAAAUAAGUUUCAUAACAGCACAACAUAUCAUUCCAUUACCCCUUCGUCGUCAUCAUCUGAAAUUUGGUGUCCUUGGAAAACGUUAUUCAUAUGGUUAUUUGGGUAAACGAAAUGAUGUAUCAAAUCAUAACGAUGAUUUUCAAGAAUGGUUAAAUAAUAUUAGAGAAAGACGUGCUGGUCGACCGCAAUACGGUUUAUUAGGUUAA